AAAAAGUUGUACUUCCUCAAAACGUCCAUAAGGGGACAGCCUAGACCGUGAAACUGACAGCAAGUCUCUGAAACGUGAAAACCACUCCUACGUCAGACGCGUCGCAUUCUUUGUCCGGCCUUUGUUUCAAACGCAGUUAGAUGUGGAAUGGAUUUGUUCAGCUCCGGAUUUUUUUCAAUAUACCCAUUUCUUGUCUGUUUUAAAUUACAUUCCAGGAUAUAAUUGUUGCCACCUUCGUAUACGGAAUGAAUCAUCUGCUGGGUGAAAUGAUUUGUUUUCGGAUAUAUCUGGUGCUUUUUGUUCUGGAAUAUAGCUGUGUAGCGGUGUCUGGGCAGCUUUCUUACUCCGUGCAAGAGGAGGUAAAUUCGGGGACUGCAGUCGGAAACCUUGCGAAGGACUUGAACCUCAAUGUGCAGGAUUUGGAGUCACGUAUGUUUCAGAUCGUGAGCGGAUCAAAGCGAAAGUAUUUUGAUGUGAAUUUAAAGUCAGGUCUCCUUCAUGUCAUAGAAAGAAUAGACAGAGAGGAGCUGUGUGAAAAAGCUGCAACAUGCGCAUUAAACGUAGAGGCCGUGAUCAAUAAUCCACUAAAGCUCUAUCGUAUUGAGGUUAAUAUUCUCGAUAUUAAUGACAACCCGCCGUCGUUUAGUGCCAAAUCACAAACUAUCGACAUAGCUGAGAGCGUGCUGCCUGGAGCCACAUUCCCCGUGCUGUCUGCUUAUGAUGCCGAUAUUGGGAAAAAUGCAAUUAACACCUACAAACUCACACAAAAUGAAUAUUUUUCUUUAGCGGUCCACAAAGGUAAAAGCGUAUCCGCUGAGUUAGUUCUUCAGAAAGCAUUAGAUCGAGAAAAACAGGCCUUAAUCAAGCUCACUUUGACAGCGCUAGACGGAGGAACACCGGUAAAGACAGCAACGUCUGAAGUUCUUAUUCAUGUUUUGGAUAUUAAUGACAAUUUUCCGAUUUUUACAAAAACACUUUACAAAACGACAAUUUCAGAAAAUCCCUCAGUUGGAACAACAGUCCUGACGGUGACAGCAACUGACGCUGAUGAGGGAAUAAACAAAGACAUCGUGUAUUUGCUUAAUGCAAAAGAUCAGGACCACGUGUUGGAAACUUUUGAAAUUGAUCCUGAAAAAGGAUCAAUAACAAUGAAGGGAGUUGUUGACUUUGAAACAAGCCCUGCUUUUGAAAUUCGCGUUCAGGCCACUGACAAAGGCCAGCCUCCUUUAACGGCACAAUGUAAAGUCCUCGUGGAAGUCCUGGAUCUAAACGAUAAUGCCCCCGAGAUCACAGUCACGGCACUGCUCACGUCUGUUAAGGAAGAUGCUGAAACUGGCACAGCUAUAGCUCUUGUUUCAGUGCUUGACAAAGAUGGAGGUAAAAAUGGUGAAGUCACGUGUGAAAUAAUGAAUUCGGUUCCUUUUAAAUUGGAGACAAAUUAUAAAAAUUAUUAUUCAUUAAUAGUUGAUGGUCAUUUAGACAGGGAACUAAUUCCUAAUUACAACAUUACAAUGAAAGCCACAGAUAAAGGAAGACCUUCUCUGUUCACCACAGCCUCCACGUUUAUUAGGAUCACUGACGUAAAUGACAACGCCCCUUUGUUUUCUGAAGUCGUCAUCAAUCUGUACGUGAAAGAAAACUCUAAAGAAAGAACAGCUUUAAGAAGAAUAUCUGCAGUUGAUGUUGAUGAAAAUGAAAACGCUCGAAUAUCUUAUUCACUUGUAAACGAUAAUAACAAACAUGCACCGCUGUCCAGAAUGAUAAAUAUCAACUCAGAAACAGGAGAAAUAAUCAGCCUUCAGUCAUUUGACUACGAGGAACUAAAAACAUUCCAGUUCAAAGUUCAGGCCACAGACUCUGGUGUUCCUCCGCUCAGCAGCAACGUGACUGUGAACGUUUUUGUUCUGGAUGAAAAUGACAACAGUCCCUCCAUUCUUGCUCCUUACUCUGAGCACGGCUCCGUUAACAGCGAGAACAUCCCAUAUUCUGCUGAAGCGGGAUACUUUGUGGCAAAGAUCAGGGCUGUGGACGCAGACUCUGGAUACAAUGCGCUGCUUUCUUAUCACCUGUCUGAGCCCAAAGGAAACAACCUGUUCAGGAUUGGAACCAGCAGCGGGGAGAUCAGGACUAAGAGGAGAAUGAGCGACAAUGACCUGAAAAGUCACCCCUUGCUGGUGCUGGUUUCUGAUAACGGAGAACCUUCUCUGUCAGCUACUUUGUCUAUUGAGGUGGUGGUGCUGGAAAGCACCGCUGACAUGCAGACUCCGUUCAGACACGUGCCUCUAAAGGAGGACAGCUUCUCGGAUUUGAACCUGUACCUGCUGAUCGCCAUAGUGUCAGUGUUCGUCAUCUUUCUGCUGAGUCUCAUCAGUCUGAUGGCUGUCAGAUGCCACAGGACAGACGGAAGUUUCAGCAGGUACAGCGCUCCAAUGAUCACCACCCACCCUGACGGGAGCUGGUCUUACUCGAAAGCUACUCAGCAGUACGACGUGUGUUUCAGUUCGGACACACUCAAGAGUGACGUGGUGGUUUUCCCCGCACCGUUUCCUCCUGUAGAUGCAGAACUGAUCAGUAUAAACGGAGCAGACACUUUUACCAGAACUCAGACUUUACCCAACUCAGAGAAGGUAAGAACAUAACUUUUAUAAUUUAUUA
This is a messenger RNA of Oryzias latipes (Japanese medaka), 2655 nucleotides long. The record is from RefSeq and is a predicted model, not a curated record. NCBI's taxonomy places the organism in Eukaryota, Metazoa, Chordata, Actinopteri, Beloniformes, Adrianichthyidae.